This is a messenger RNA of Yamadazyma jaroonii, 2565 nucleotides long. The record is from the annotation of a GenBank genome assembly. NCBI's taxonomy places the organism in Eukaryota, Fungi, Ascomycota, Pichiomycetes, Serinales, Debaryomycetaceae.
AUGUCAACUCCUGAACUAAACUCCAACAGGUACAACCCUGAUCACAAUAUCGAUGAAUGUGAGAUCAGUUUGACCUUUGGCAAUGAUAAGGAGUCCCCUGGACAUGAAAACCCCUCGCCUAACACGAUAUUUAACACGUCAAACGACGUGUUAGACGUUAACAGUUCACCUAUAAAGAGGUUCGUUGUACCUAAAUCAAAAGGUUUCCAAGAUACUCAAAGAAUAAACUUUGACACUCAAUCAGAUGAUACACAAAGAAUAGAUGUUACUCAAAACCUUGAAGCUACACAAAGAAUCCCCCGAGUUUCAGACACACAAAAGAUCAAAUUCGAUCAAACCCAGAAGAUCGAGCUAUCACAGGAAUCAAUGGACACUACGGUGGCCGACCAGACGUUAGGCAAUUUCAGCUACAACGACAACCACAAAAUCGACACCCAGGCCGACAGUCAGCCCGUAGAGACGCAGUAUGUGGUGACAGACACUCAAGUGGACAAAGGUGAGAAGAUUGAAUUUGCUGAUUUCGAUACUCAGCCAUUGAAGGAUGGCCCCGGCUUCAAAGACGACCUGGACACAACCGGUGAUACCAGAGAUUUGAACCUUGUGGAAGAGACACAAAGAAUCACCUUGGACGAGUCAUCGAUGAUUGAAACUCAGCCUGUAGUACGAGGAGUUGGACAGAUUCUCCAACUGAGCUCGCCCAAGCCAAUGCCGGACAUUACCACUGAUCCUUUACAAAUAGACACCGACCCUGAGGGGAAAUCGGAGCCUGAUCGGUUGGGGUCUGACAGACUUGAACCAAGGUCAGAAUCCAACGAUAUCCAAAUUCCCGGCACAGUGGACAGAGACAGGAUACGAGAUUACUCCAGAAUGCAAGUGAUUAACACCCAGGAGUCCAUGAUUAACGAAAAUGGCGAGGAAGAAGAGGUGGAUACCGAAGAUGAGACCACUUUGCCAAUUGAUGAUAGUUUACUCACACAUAAACUCAAACGGGAGAGAGAUGAAGGUGUGGAGAGCUCACCGAUGGAUAAGUUGGUGGGGAGUGGGAUGAAUGAUGAACUGGUAGAUGUGGGAGAUGAUCCAAUGGACCCAGUAGAUGACCCGGUAGAUGACCUAAUGGACGACCCAGUGGACAACCCAGUGGAUGAGGAAAGUGUCCAAAGAGACAGUCCUAGAGUCAAACGAAGAAAACCUAAUAUCAUAGAAUCUUCUCCUGAUCUACUGACAGAUCUACUGGUCAGUACCCCUGCCAACCCCCUGACCAAUCUCACCGCCAGUCUUACCAACGCUCCUCAUUCCACGGUAGAAAUCUUAAGAUACGAAGAAAAUCUCGCUAUAACUUCCUCCCAAGUUACUUGCAAACACUCAGUAUGGGCCGAACACAACUUUAAAAUGCACACCGGCCAAGUUCAAACCACUGGUAAGACCACUCUGGUAGUGAUGUUUAUCGAUGGACCAUUGAAAGUUCCCAAUGCUGACUUGAGUCCCCUCGAUAUCCGAAUAGGUGAUAAAGUCACUCUUAAGGAAGACAGGAUCAAGUACAUUGUCAGUGGACUCAGCAGCAGCUCCACCGAUGACUCCAAGGAUGAAUUUAAGUGCAUCAGAGGCUUCAAUCAAGUAUACCUCAAACGAGCAGGACGUAGAAAGUAUGAAGAAAAGGUGGUUAGUCUUGCUGAAGUUCGUAUGGAUUUGGACGAUUGGUUUACUCACCAACAGAAAUAUUCCGUAGACCUUUCUACGGAUGAUUCCUUGACUUCCAUAAUCAAGACCAAUAUGAGAACGCCUACGCGAACCAGACAAACCCAGGAAACAAAGAGUCCUGUGAAGAAGACCGGAGGAAUCCUUGAAGAUUGUAUUUUCUGUAUCACUGCCAUUAAGGAUAAAGAAAAGCUUCUGAAAUUGAUCAUUUUGAACGGAGGUGAGGUGUUGGACGAUGGAUUUAUGCAUUUAUUUGAAUACCAACAGACACCCCGGUUCGAACUUGUGGCCAAUUAUGAAGGGUUGAAGACAAGUAAAUUUGCAGCUUUGAUAUCCAACCAUUAUUCUCGUAGUUCUAAAUACCUUCAGACAGUGGCUUUAGGGUGGCCCAUUGUAUCACAACGAUUCAUCAUGGACUUGAUUGAAGAAAAAUGUGAUUUUGAAGCAUGGCCAUCGUACUUAUUGGCUGCUGGGUUAUCAUCUAUCUUGAAGACCACAAAAAGCUUGGAGAUUUUCAAGUUCAGGAAUCGGUACAACUCAAAUUACCUGUUGGAUAAACAGAUAGGUUUGAACAAUGGUCUUCUUAAAGAUCGGGUGAUUUUGAGCUUGGACAAGGGAGACAAACAAGAAAUGCUUGAAACCAGUGAAUUCAUUUUCUAUGCUUUUGGAGUGAAACAUUUCUCCCAUUUCUCCAAUGUAAGUGAUGUGAAGAAGUUCAUAAAGAAUCGAAAAUUCGGCGUAGAAGAGACAUUGAUAUAUUGUAAUGAUAAAACUAUGAGAGAUGGGAUGAAAGGGUUCAAGGUUGUAGAUUGGGAAUGGGUGGUUCAAUGUUGUAUAAGUAGUUAUAUUUGGAGAGAGUUUUGUGAGUAG